ACUGACGGGAGGGAGGGAGCUGAGGCGUAGCUGUCCUCGCGGAGGGGAAGGCGGGGGGUGAGGGGGAGCCGCUCGCACAGGCCGUGAGGGAAAAGAGGAGGGGACGGCCAAGGUAGUCAAGAUGGUCAGCCUUCUAAGAGCCGCCGCUCUUUCUUCUUCUUCUUCUUCCUCCUCCUUUUCCCUCACCGGCGGCUCCUUUUGCUGACGACGACUGCUCGCCCGAGCUUGCCUCCUCCUCCUCCCCCGGGCUGGCUGCGCCACUAGCCAUGGUGCCCAGCGAGGAGAACCAGCUGGUCCCCAAAGAGGAUAUGCUUUGGAGAUGCAGACAAAGUAUCUUUGAUGAAAUGAAGAAGAAAUUCUCCCAGACUGAAAAUGCUGCUGAUGAACCUAGAGUGCUUUGUAUAAUACAAGAUACUACUAAUGCUAAAACGGUGAAUGAGCGCAUCACGUUGAACUUGCCAGCUUCCACUCCUGUAAAAAGAUUGUUCGAGGAUGUGGCCACUAAAGUGGGCUAUGUUAAUGGAACAUUUGAUUUAAUUUGGGCCAAUGGCAUCAACGUGGCAGAUACGACACCAUUGGAUCAGUCUAGUGAUAAAUCUGUGGUUGAUGCUGGUUUUGAGUCUGGGAAGAAGAAUUUUCUGCAUCUAACAGAUAAAGACGGAGAACAACCUCAGAUAGCCUUGGAGGAAUCCAGUGGAGCAGAUGAACGGAAUGUGGAUAGAUUUAUAGGCCCUCUUCCACGAGAAGGUUCAGUUGGUUGUUCUAAUGAUUAUGUCAGUCAGAGCUACUCUUACUCAUCAAUUCUAAGUAAAUCAGAAACGGGAUAUGUGGGUCUAGUAAAUCAAGCAAUGACCUGCUAUUUGAACAGCCUGCUACAAACCCUUUUCAUGACUCCUGAAUUUAGAAAUGCAUUAUAUAAAUGGGAAUUUGAGGAAUCUGAAGAAGAUCCAGUGACAAGCAUCCCUUAUCAGCUUCAAAGGCUGUUUGUUUUAUUACAGACCAGCAAAAAGAGAGCAAUUGAAACAACAGAUGUUACACGAAGCUUCGGAUGGGAUAGUAGUGAGGCAUGGCAGCAGCAUGAUGUGCAGGAACUCUGCAGAGUCAUGUUUGAUGCAUUGGAACAAAAAUGGAAGCAAACAGAACAGGCUGAUCUGAUAAAUCAGCUCUACCAAGGCAAGCUGAAGGAUUAUGUAAGAUGUCUGGAAUGUGGCUAUGAAAGUUGGAGAAUUGAUACAUACCUGGAUAUUCCUUUGGUCAUUCGGCCUUAUGGCUCCAAUCAGGCUUUUGCAAGUGUGGAGGAAGCUUUACAUGCUUUUAUUCAACCUGAGAUCCUUGAUGGUCCCAAUCAAUAUUUCUGUGAAAGAUGUAAGAAGAAGUGUGAUGCACGAAAGGGUUUGCGGUUCUUGCAUUUCCCUUAUCUGCUAACCUUACAGUUGAAGAGGUUUGACUUUGAUUAUACCACUAUGCACAGGAUCAAGCUUAAUGACCGCAUGACAUUUCCUGAAGAGCUAGACAUGAGCACGUUUAUUGAUAUUGAAGAUGAGAAGUCUCCUCAAACAGAGAGUUGCACUGACAGUGGAGCAGAGAAUGAAGGCAGUUGUCACAGCGAUCAGAUGAGCAACGACUUCUCAAAUGAUGAUGGAGUUGAUGAAGGAAUCUGUCUUGAAAACAAUAGUACUGCUGAAAAGAUUUCUAAAGUUGCCAGUGAAAAGAAUUCAUUAUUAUAUGAACUAUUUUCUGUUAUGGUCCAUUCGGGAAGUGCAGCUGGUGGACAUUACUAUGCGUGCAUUAAAUCUUUUAGCGAUGACCAGUGGUACAGUUUCAAUGAUCAACAUGUUAGCAAGAUCACUCGUGAAGAUAUCAAGAAAACUUAUGGUGGAACAUCUGGAAGCAGAGGGUAUUAUUCCAGUGCUUUUGCAAGCUCUACAAAUGCAUAUAUGCUCAUAUACAGAUUGAAGGAUGCAACAAGAAAUGCAAAGUUCCUAGAAGUGGAUGAAUAUCCUGAGCAUAUUAAGAGACUGGUAGAAAAAGAAAAGGAGUUAGAAGAACAAGAAAAGAGGCAGCGUGAAAUAGAGCGCAAUACCUGCAAGAUAAAAUUAUUUUGUAUGCAUCCUGUGAAACAAAUAAUGCUGGAGAAUAAACUGGAAGUUCACAAGGACAAGACUCUGAAGGAAGCUGUAGAGAUAGCUUAUAAGAUCAUGGAUUUAGAAGAAGCAGUUCCUUUAGACUGCUGUCGUCUUGUUAAGUAUGAUGAGUUCCAUGAUUAUUUGGAGAGAUCGUAUGAAGGAGAAGAGGAUACUCCAAUGGGAAUCCUGCUUGGAGGUGUUAAAUCAACCUACAUGUUUGAUCUCCUUCUAGAAACACGACGGCCCGAUCAGGCUUUCCAGUGCUAUAAACCUGGUGAAGUCAUGGUAAAAGUUCAUGUUGUCGACCUAAAGCAAGAAAACGUGGCUCCUCCUAUUAGUGUUCGUGCUUAUUUGAACCAGACAGUUACAGAGUUCAAGCAUCUAGUUUCAAAGGCUGUACAUUUGCCUGCAGAAACAAUGCGAGUUGUUCUGGAACGCUGCUACAAUGACUUACGUCUUCUCAGUGUGGCCAACAAAACACUUAAAGCUGAAGGCUUUUUUAGGAGCAAUAAAGUAUUUGUUGAAAGUUCAGAGUCACAGGAUCGACAGCUGGUAUUUACAGAUUCACAAUUAUGGAGGCUCCUGGAUCGCCAUGCAAAUACAAUCAAGCUGUAUAUUUCCUUACCAGAACAAUCUCCUGGAUCACAGUUCAGAAAAACAAUUUUUCAAAAAGCCAGUGGAGAUUCUGCCAACUUAGAUGAAAUUUGUGAAAGAAUAAAAGAACCUUCAAGUAACAUAAAAUCAGUGGAAGCUAUUUUAGAAGAAAGUACUGAAAAACUCAAAACCUUGUCUCUGCAGCAGCAGCAGCAAGAGGGGGAUAAUGGAGACAGCAGCAGGAGUACAGAGGCAAGCGAUUUUGAGACCAUUGAAUCACCUUCCAAUGAGGUAGAUUCAUCUGCAUCAGCAGAAAAUCGAGAACUUGAACAUCCAGUUCAGGUUUCUGAUCCAGAUAAUUUCCAGUCAGAGGAGCGGUCAGAUUCUGAUAUGAAUAAUGACAGAAGUACAAGUUCAGUGGACAGUGAUAUUCUCAGUUCCAGCCACAGCAGUGACACGUUGUGCAAUGUAGACAAUACGCCUAUGCCAUUGGCUAAUGGACUUGAUUCGCACAGCAUAACCAGUAGCAGGCGAUCUAAAGCCAAUGAAGGGAAAAAGGAAACGUGGGACACAGCUGAAGAGGAUUCUGGAACUGACAGUGAAUACGAUGAAAGUGGGAAGAGCAGGGGAGAAUCACAGUAUAUGUACUUCAAAGCAGAGCCCUACAUUGCAGAAGAAGGUUCAGGAGAGGGACAAAAAUGGUUGUUGGUUCAUGUGGAUAAAAGAAUUACGCUUGCUUCCUUCAAACAACACUUGGAGCCAUUUGUUGGAGUCUCAUCCUCUCAAUUUAAGGUCUUUCGCGUUUAUGCCAGCAAUCAAGAGUUUGAGAGUGUUCGGCUAAAUGAGACCCUUUCAUCCUUUUCAGAUGACAAUAAGAUAACAAUUAGGCUUGGGAGAGCACUGAAGAAGGGGGAAUACAGAGUCAAGGUUUAUCAGCUCUUGAUAAAUGAUCCAGAGCCCUGCAAGUUUCUUCUCGAUUCUGUUUUUGCUAAAGGAAUGACAGUGCGGCAGUCAAAAGAGGAACUACUUCCUCAGCUCAGGGAGCAGUGUGGGCUAAAUCUAACCAUUGACAGAUUCCGCCUAAGAAAGAAGACGUGGAAAAAUCCAGGAACUGUGUUUCUAGAUUAUCAUGUUUAUGAAGAAGAUAUAAAUAUUUCAAGUAACUGGGAAGUCUUUCUGGAAAUACUUGAUGGACCAGAAAAAAUGAAAUCUAUGUCACAGCUUGCAGUUCUGUCAAGAAGAUGGAAGCCAUCAGAGAUGAAGCUGGAUCCUUUUCAGGAAGUAGUUUUGGAGAGCAGUAGUGUUGAUGAAUUAAAAGAAAAGUUAAGUGAAAUAAGCGGAAUUCCAUUAGAAAAUGUUGAGUUUGCAAAGGGUAGGGGGACUUUUCCAUGUGAGAUCUCAGUUUUAGAGAUACAUCAGGACUUGGAUUGGAAUCCUAAGGUUUCGACACUGAAUGUAUGGCCUCUUUACAUUUGUGAUGAUGGAGCUGUGAUAUUUUAUAGGGAUAAAACUGAAGAAGUGGUGGAAUUGACAGAGGAACAGAGAAAUGAACUGAUGAAAAAAGAAAGCAGCAGACUUCAGAAAACUGGACACCGUGUGACCUAUUCCCCUCGUAAAGAAAAAGCACUAAAAAUAUAUCUGGAUGGAGCGCCAAAUAAAGAUUUGACUCAAGACUGAUACUUAUUUCAGAACUUUCUCUGAGGAAGCUUUUUUGAGAAGUGUGAGAGAGGUACACUACGACUGUAGUGCCGUUAUGGCAGGACAUGAGGUGUACAGACAAGACACCAGCACUGAUUGGUAAAACUGCAGCCCCAUCAAGCUCAGUACCCCAGUCAGGUCACUGUUUGACUUGGAAUCAUGUUGUGCACUAUAGUCAAAUGUACUGUAAAGAGAAAAGGGAUGUGCAAAUAAAAAAGAAAAGUAUGAAAAUGGGGUGGGGAGGGUAAUAAGCAAAAAUCGAGGACAGUGUGCACAAAACGGUAGCUAGUAAACUAGCCUCAAACAGGAUACACAUAGCUUGAUAAUAAAAGCUGUGGAAAGGCCAUGAAUGAAUGAUUUUCUGUUUGUUUCACUGAUACACACAUUACCUCAUUGAAGAUUUCUGAAGUAAAUAUGACAGUGGCUUUUUUUAAAGCAUGAGAGUGAAAGUGGACGGAUAUGUGGUAAAAUUGGCAGUACCCAACUUUACAAAAUGAAUUUAAAAAUUAGCUGAAUCUCAUUGGAUUUCUCUUCCACAGAACAGGAUAUCUGAAGAAGAAGAAAGUAUUUUUAGCAAAAGUUACCAUACCAGCAGGUGGUGUUCCAUUUUGCAGAAAUGUUGUAACUGAUUUUUAUUUAGGUUAUGGAUACAGGCAACUUCUUUGUUCUAUUCAGUGUGUGUAAAUACAAUUCUGCCCUUACAAGUUGGCAGGAUUACAUUUCAGCUGCUUACAAUGUUUCUUUUCACAUAUCAAUAUUCUUUGUGUACUUUUAUGAGUAUAGUUGCCUAUUUAAAUUUGUAUUCAUCUUCUGUUGAGCAAUGCUGGGUACUUAGAUUUGUAAUUUUCCCAUGUUAAUGAGUUUUGGGGUUUUGUUUUUGUUUUGAUCGGCUACGUAUUUUUGUACAUUUUUGUUUGGGGACUCAUUGCACGUUUGCAUCUUCUAGUACCAUUGCAAGUCAUAUUUUAUUUUUCCUCGAGUUGAUUCAUAGUUUUUAUAUGUAGAGUGUUUUUUUUUUCCAGAGUUGGAUGUCUUUUAACACUUCCCAGUAUAAAUUCACCAGUAGUUCCGGAUGUGGUACAGACUGAUACAGUAAACAUGAUUGCAUUGCAAAGCUUAGAGAAGUACAAUUUUGCUUUGCUACAUUACAAGAUCAUUUACAAAUAAUUCCAUAGAGAAUUCUUUCACUUUCGUUUUGGCUUUGAAAAUACCAUCUAAUUUAUAUCAAUCAAUAAAAGGUUUUGGUAAACUUUUCCAUGCCAGAUGUUGUUUACAACAAUGAACAUGCCAAUAAAACAUUUGUUCAUUUUGUUGUUAUUUUAA
This is a messenger RNA of Pogona vitticeps (central bearded dragon), 5741 nucleotides long. RefSeq names its product ubiquitin specific peptidase 47 (gene USP47). Gene Ontology annotation, molecular function: cysteine-type deubiquitinase activity. Gene Ontology annotation, biological process: protein deubiquitination. The record is from RefSeq and is a predicted model, not a curated record. Gene Ontology annotation, cellular component: cytosol; nucleus. NCBI's taxonomy places the organism in Eukaryota, Metazoa, Chordata, Lepidosauria, Squamata, Agamidae.